This is a messenger RNA of Cooperia oncophora, 222 nucleotides long. The record is from the annotation of a GenBank genome assembly. Lineage: Eukaryota; Metazoa; Nematoda; Chromadorea; Rhabditida; Trichostrongylidae.
AUGAACAGAACGUCAGUGAAGCAUCGCGCAUUCACCGUUGAACCGAUGCGUGAUAAAGGAAUCACUUCCGUACCUGGAAUUGGGUCGGCAUAUAGUGCUAAACUUUCUGAAGCUGGAUUCAGUAAGGCUACUAAUCUCUACGGACAAUACUUGGUACUUGAUAGAAACGAGGAAGCAUUUACGGGAUGGUUGAAGGUAGGUUCAUUUCAAGUAACUUUAUGA